Molecule: messenger RNA, 790 nt
Organism: Schistosoma margrebowiei
Lineage: Eukaryota; Metazoa; Platyhelminthes; Trematoda; Strigeidida; Schistosomatidae
Source: the annotation of a GenBank genome assembly
CAGUUGGCAGCUGGGCGCGGGUGUUUGUGUUGUCGAGCGUGACUGAUAGGAGAUGAAGUUUAAUAAGCAUGUUAGUAGUUCUCGUCGUAAAGCCCGUAAACGUUACUUCAACGCCCCUUCUCACAUUCGCCGGCGGCUAAUGAGCGCUCCUCUGUCGAAAGAGCUUCGAUCUAAGUACAAAGUUCGGAGUAUGCCCAUUCGCAAAGGUGAUGAAGUACAGAUUGUUCGAGGUGAGCGAAAGGACCUCAAUCCUGCAAAGGUCAUCCGUGUUUACCGGAAAAAAUAUGUUAUCCAUAUCGAAAGGCUCCAAUGUCGUAAAAUGAAUGGAGCAUAUGCGCCUAUCGGCAUUCACCCAUCUAAUGUCGUGAUACACAAAUUAAAGUUGGAUAAGGAUCGCCGCUCAUUGCUGGAACGCAAAGCUGCUGGAAAACUUGCUGGACAAGACAAAAAUAAGUACACAGAGGAAACUAUUGAAUCUUGAUUCGUAAUACACAUAUUUAAUGGUAAUUAUGUUUUGACUGUCUUUCUGAACGUUUGUGCCAGUAUCCGUUGAGAGCUUGUGGGUUUGAUCAGUCUCUUGUACCCUGUUUAACGUAAUUCCUCAGUCCAGAUUUACACAAUAAAACGUAGGCUUAUUUAUCUGGUCCUCAUAUGUUGCUGAUAGCACUGCUUCUAACUGCUCACCAAGUUAGCUCUGUUCAUUCUUGUUAGUCAGUUGUAGAAUUGCUAGUCACUUGAGUACAACUGUCCACCUUUUAAGAGCUAACUAAAAAAGAUGUAAAGUUAUGCG